AUGAAUGGGAUAGGAUCAUCUAAAGUUAUUAAUAAUACUGCACAAUUAGCUGCACAAUUUAAUGAUUUUUAUUUGGAAAUUACUUCACCGAAAAUAAGUCAAAUUGGCAAUUAUAAAAUCAUCAAAGAAAUUGGAGAAGGAGCAUUUGGUAAAGCAUAUUUGGCAACUCAUAUACUACUAAAUAUUAAUGUUGUAUUAAAAUGUGGAUUAAUCGAUGAUCCUAAUAUUGUUCGAGAGAUAUAUUAUCAUAAACAAUUGAAACAUAAGAAUAUAGUUAGUCUAUAUGAAGUUAUCAAAACCGAAAAUCAUUUAUGGAUUGCAUUAGAAUAUUGCCAAGGUGGUGAAUUGUAUUAUUACAUAUAUGAGAAAAAGAGAUUAGAAUUAGAUGAAUGUCGAAAUAUAUUUUUCCAAAUUGUCCUAGGGGUCAAAUACGUUCAUUCAUUGAAUUUGAGUCAUAGAGAUUUGAAAUUAGAAAACAUACUUUUAGCUGAUCAAAAAAGAACUAUUGUUAAAUUGACUGAUUUUGGAUUUAUUAGAGAGUUCAACCCGCAAAGUAGGAAGUUUUUGUCAACUAUAUGUGGUACUACGGUAUAUAUGGCCCCGGAAUUGUUGACAGGUCAAAAAUACUCCGGGUUUGUAAUAGAUAUAUGGUCCAUGGGGGUGAUAUUAUACACUAUGCUUAAUGGGAUGUUACCAUUUGAUGACGAUGAUGAAAUGAAAAUCCAACAUAAGGUCAUUAAUACGGAACCGAUGUUUUAUGAUCAUGUCCCCAUUGACGUCAAUCAAUUAAUUUCAAAAAUGUUACUGAAAGAUCCUAAUCAAAGACCUAGCUUGAAUGAGAUUUUAAAUUCAUCUUAUUUGAUUGACGUUUACAAUAAAUAUUUAGAAAAGGGCACCAAAAGAAAUUCCAGUGGUAGUGGAGAUGCCGAAUCAAUAAUAUCGAUUAAUCAACAUUACAAUACAGUGGAUAGACCAUUUGAGGCCAAGAUAGAAAAAGAUUUACUCCGCAAACUACAAAGAAUAAGUUUUGAUACCGAAGAAUUAAAGGCAACUAUGUAUAAUAAUGAAAUUAAUCUGUUGACUGCAUUUUAUGAGUUAUUACUCACCCAGGAGUAUUCCAAAAAGAAACAGAAAUACAUGCGAGAAAAGAAACGGAAACUAUAUGAAGCCAAAAAAUCACUUAAAAAAUCAAGAAAAAGAGUGAAAAGCGUAUUAUCAUUAUCGGAUCAAGCACUGGGAUCUCAACCGUUAGAAAGAAUCAUGUCAAGUUUGAGUAUAGCAUCCAAUAAAAAUUCAUCUAGACAUACUCUGACUAUUGCCAGGAAAUCAUUGGAUAAAAACGAUACUACUCAAAUCCCGCCACUGCCCAAAUCAUCACAAACUAGUCGACUUAAUAUUGAAAUACCUUCUCCAAGAGCUACCAACACCAGUAUUGCCUUACCACCUAGGUCAAGACGUGGCUCUCGAGAAAUUUCAACAACAACGGCAGCAUCGAGCAUUACCGCUGAUUUGAAUACGCCUUUACGUCGUACUGUAUCAUUUGUUCCUGAUGGAAGAAGGCUAUCACAAGUAAUAUCAUCAGAACCUAAAGAGACAAUUAAAAAGACAAACAAGAGUGGCAAAAUACUACACAAGCUUCAGUUUUGGAAGAAAAAUAAAGGUGAUGAAUAUCAAGAUGAUACCAUUUCUCAUUAUAGUACUAAAUCAAAUCACAGUAAAUCAACAAAUGAUGUGAUGAUAGAGUCAGAUGGUGAAAACCCAUUAGAACUUAUUGUCAAAGGAGGUAAUAACAGUCCAAUAAAAUUUGACAAUACUAUGAAUAGCCACCAAAAAAUGAAUACUGUCCCACCAGAAGUUUUGGAACAACAAAGACUAGAUAGGUUUCACAAGAAUGAUGCUACACGGAGACAACGAGAAAACUCAAAUUCAGAUGGACAAUCUGGGAAAUUGGAACGACCGCAACAACUUCAACUUCAACACCAUCGCCAGCUACUGCAACUGCAAUCUUUAAAUACUGGUUUAAGUACGAGUGGUAUUGAUUCACCUCAUACACCACCAUCUGCAGAGAAUUCACGAUUUGCUCGGACUCGACCUUCAUCCAUGAUAUCACAAAUAAGUCAAUUGAGUAAAUUGAGUCAAAUGUCUACUAUGUUGUCGGAAUCUGAGUUGGAUAUUCUUGACGAAACCGAUACAAUGGACGAUGAUGAUGAUUAUGAUGAUGAAGUAUAUGAAUCUAGUAUAAACACAUCACAAGAUAAUAAGUUGACUGGACCUAAUGCUACACCAUCAUCUUCAAAUCAAGGAGUAAAAACUUCUAGCAAGAAGCGACCAACUUAUAGACGAGGAGUUGCCUCUGAUACUUCGAUAACAUCAACACCUUCAGCUUCUGGUGGUGGUGCAGGCGGUGGCAGUGGCAUUAUUUCCACUAUACCGAAAAAGAAGAAUUCAUUAUCGAAAUUGAGGAGCAAUUCGUCAGAAGACAUAUCUGAAGAUUCAUAUCGUUUCAAUGAUGAGAAUAUGCCUAUGGGUAGAUCAGGAUCUCCUGACCUCGGUAAAAAGAGAAGUUUCCGAGCUUUACAGCAACCUAUCCCUUUGGUCAAUGGUACUACUUCUACUUCGAUUGCAGAAAAACUCAAUGAUGCUACAAAAAUGCCAUAUGUUCGAGCUCCAUCUCCACCUAUCGGAUUUAAAUAUAAUGCUAAAGCAAACAAAAAGAUGAUGACAACUGCUAUUAAUGGAAAUAACAACAAUAAUAAUAAUAACCAGCAACAACCUCCAGGUUAUCAAGACACUAAACAAGUUGAAGAUUGGAUUCAUAAUGGUACUACAGGAAAUACAACUACGUUUACCAAAUCAACAAUUUAUCAACCGGUUAUCAAUGAAGAGGAAGAAGAAAAUGUAUAG
Molecule: messenger RNA, 2904 nt
Organism: Candida albicans SC5314
Lineage: Eukaryota; Fungi; Ascomycota; Pichiomycetes; Serinales; Debaryomycetaceae
Product: non-specific serine/threonine protein kinase
Exons: 1
Coding region: 1-2904 (967 amino acids)
Biological process (GO): intracellular signal transduction; protein phosphorylation
Cellular component (GO): cytoplasm
Molecular function (GO): ATP binding; protein serine/threonine kinase activity
Source: RefSeq, a predicted model, not a curated record